Molecule: messenger RNA, 924 nt
Organism: Anthonomus grandis grandis
Lineage: Eukaryota; Metazoa; Arthropoda; Insecta; Coleoptera; Curculionidae
Product: larval cuticle protein A2B-like
Exons: 3
Coding region: 143-790 (215 amino acids)
Cellular component (GO): extracellular matrix
Source: RefSeq, a predicted model, not a curated record
CGCCACGCCCUCUUUUAAUUGUUUCUUUUACUCCGGUUAUUACGUAACGUUUCGAUGGCCCACUUGCUCGAUAUAUAAAAAGGCGAAUUACGGUCAGGAUCAACAUUGUAAUUUCAACUGUUAUCAUAUCAGCAUCAACACAAUGGCUUUUAAGUUUAUUGCCUUCGCUACCCUCCUGGCUUACGCCCAAGCAGGUAAUUUGCUCCACGCUGCCGCCCCAGCUGUAGCUUACUCAGCCCCAUUGGCUUACUCCGCCCCGGUAGCCAAAGCUGUCGUAGCUGCCCCGGCUGAAGAAUACGACCCCAAUCCCCAAUACAGCUACGGAUACGACGUACAAGACGGACUUACCGGAGACAGCAAGAGCCAAUCUGAAACCAGAAACGGAGACGUUGUCCAAGGAAGUUACUCCCUCGUCGAACCCGAUGGCACCAGGAGAAUCGUAGAAUACACCGCUGACCCCCACAACGGAUUUAAUGCAGUGGUGCAUAAAGAACCUGCCGCCGUAGCUGUCAAAACCGUAGCACACGCUCCAGUCGUAGCAGCCGCCCCAAGUCACACCAUCGCCAAAUUUGCCGCUCCUGUAGCUUCUUACGCCCAUUCGGCUCCAGUAGCUUAUGCCGCCCAAUCUGCUUAUGCCCAUCCAGCUCCUGUAGCUUAUGCCGCCCAUGCAGCUCCAGUAGCGUAUGCAGCUCAAUCUGCUUAUGCACAUCCAGCUCCCGUAGCUUACGCUGCCGCCCCAUCUGUAGCUAAGUACGCUUACUCUUCACCGGCUGUGGCUUACCAUCAUUAAGUGGCUGUGACUUCCUACCCGGUGACGUUCUCAGGCUGUUUAAAGUUGAUUAGUGAUAUUAUUAUUUUUGUAUAUAUAAAUGUAUGUAAGUUUUAUUUAUUAGUAUAUGGCUGAAUAAAUGGUUAAUAUCUAAA